Molecule: messenger RNA, 3201 nt
Organism: Myotis davidii
Lineage: Eukaryota; Metazoa; Chordata; Mammalia; Chiroptera; Vespertilionidae
Gene: BCL2L1
Product: BCL2 like 1
Exons: 3
Coding region: 963-1664 (233 amino acids)
Biological process (GO): negative regulation of intrinsic apoptotic signaling pathway; extrinsic apoptotic signaling pathway in absence of ligand; intrinsic apoptotic signaling pathway in response to DNA damage
Cellular component (GO): mitochondrial outer membrane
Molecular function (GO): protein homodimerization activity; protein heterodimerization activity
Source: RefSeq, a predicted model, not a curated record
CAGCCCCCAGCCCCCCGGCCCUCCCGGGGGCGCCAGGAAGCCGCCGGGAGCCUGGCUCCGGGAAAACGUGGUCUCAGCUGUCGGGUCCUCGAGCAGGCCUCGACCCUGCUCCCCGACCGGCGAGGCCCGGCGCCUCGCCCUCACCCUCACCCGGUCUUUGUGCGGGGCGCCGGCGGCCAUUGUGUCCGUGCGGGAAAUGGAGGAGCCGGCAAUCCCCUGCCGCCACCGCCGCGUCCAGGGCCUUUGGGGAAUUCAGAGAACACCAGCGGCGUUUCUGGGGGGUCCCCGGCCUGCAGCCUCCCGGAAAGGCCCGGGGAUGGCAUUUCCGAAGUCAGACCUCAGAUGCGAGGCCGUUUCCCCUGCCCUCUGCCCCUCAUCGAAACCUUGAGCCCCAUUGAGAAGUCCUUUCGGGGUUUCGGAAGCCUCACCCGGGGCCGGUCCUUAAAUAGAAACGACAACAACAAAAAGCCCUACGGCCUGCCCCGGCCGCCUUCGGGAGAGUUCUCCUGGCUCCCAGUAGGAGGCAGAGAGCGGAGCGAGCGUGCUCGAGCGAGGGGGCUGGACUGCCGGUGGCAGGAGGCCGUCCUCAUUCUGGGCGAUGGAGGAGGAAGCGAGCGAGGCGGCCGGUUCCUGAGCUUCGUAAUUGCCGUGUCGCCCUCGGGACACCCAGCCGGCAGGGCCGCAUGGUCCCUGCAGCCGCAGCUGGGUUUUUUGCCAGCCGCCCGUGAGGCCGGUUGAGUUACCGGCAGCCGCCUCCUCUCCGGACCCCAUGGUACAAAAGAUCGCCCGGGGACUGCACCUGCCUGCCUCUGCCAGAGACGUGUUUGAAUCUCUUUCUCUCCCUUCAGAACCUUAUCUUGGCUUUGGAUCUCAGAAGGCAACCACUAACUAGAGGCCAGACUCCAGUGAGUGAGCAGGUGUUUUGGACAAUGGACUGGUCGAGCCCAUCCCUAUUAUAAAAAAUGUCUCAGAGCAACCGGGAACUGGUGGUUGACUUUCUCUCCUACAAGCUUUCCCAGAAAGGAUACAGCUGGAGUCAGUUCAGUGAUGUGGAGGAGAACAGAACUGAGGCCCCAGAAGGGACUGAAUCAGAGGUGGAGACCCCCAGUGCCAUCAAUGGCAACCCAUCCUGGCACCUGGUGGAUAGCCCUGCGGUGAAUGGAGCCACUGGCCACAGCAGUAGCUUGGAUGCCCGGGAGGUGAUUCCCAUGGCAGCGGUGAAGCAAGCGCUGAGGGAGGCAGGCGAUGAGUUUGAACUGCGGUACCGGCGGGCGUUCAGCGACCUGACAUCCCAGCUCCACAUCACCCCGGGGACAGCAUAUCAGAGCUUUGAGCAAGUAGUGAAUGAACUCUUCCGGGAUGGGGUGAACUGGGGUCGCAUUGUGGCCUUUUUCUCGUUCGGUGGGGCAUUGUGCGUGGAAAGUGUGGACAAGGAGAUGCAGGUAUUGGUGAGUCGGAUUGCAACGUGGAUGGCCACUUACCUGAAUGACCACCUAGAGCCUUGGAUCCAGGAGAACGGAGGCUGGGACACCUUUGUGGAACUCUACGGGAACAACGCAGCAGCCGAGAGCCGGAAGGGCCAGGAACGCUUCAAUCGCUGGUUCCUGACGGGCAUGACUGUGGCUGGCGUGGUUCUGCUGGGCUCACUCUUCAGUCGGAAAUGACCAGACACUGACCAUCCACUCACCCUCCCACGCCCGUCCUUCCCCCACCACAUCCCUCCUUUCAGCCACCAUUGCCACCAGGAGAACCACUACAUAUAGCCCAUGGCCACCCUACACAUCACAGGGUUGGGCCUAGACCUGGUCCCCCACAAUUAGUUUUCUAGAAUUGACUAUGCUUCUGUGAGAGCUGCCUUCCCCCACACCUCAGUUCUCCUGGCCUCAAAACCCACAAAGUUUCCCCAAAAUCUGCCCCAUGGAGCUGGCAGGCAUGUGGGAGUUCAUGGCUGAUGGCUGGAAGGGCCCUACCUGAUUGGUGGGACCUCCUUAUCCCUUAGCCUCCUCUAGAAUGCUUUCCUGCCAGGGAGCUAGAAAGUUUUCUGACCCUUUUUCCUAGAAAGACUAGAUUGCCUUCGUUUUCAUGUUUGUGGCCUCAGAAUUGAUCAUUUCUUAUCCCCACCCCACCCUACCCUCUAGGACCUGGGUUCCCCUUUCUUUCAUUCCCACCCUCCAGUGGCCACUUAGGGGCCAAUUCUGACUAAUUAGGGAUUCAGGCUGCUUGGGAUAAAGAAACAAGGACCAGGACCCCCUCCCCAACUCUGGCCUGACCAAAGUCUCCCCUCCCACCCCAGCCCCAGUGUCCUCUAGAGGUGUCUGGCUAGAGGCCAGCCUAACCCAGGAGGAGGGGGCUGUCCUGCAGGAAGCACCCCAUACCAAAGCUUGGGUGUCCCUUGCAAUUUAGCACUACCCCAGCUUCCCUCCCUUUCCCCUCCCCUGGCUCCCAUGACCGUGACUGAGGGACCAACUGGGCCCAAGACAGGUGCCCCAGAGCUGUUUAUGGCCUCAGCUGCCUCACUUCCUGCAAGAUCAGCCUUGUGGCAUCUUUGCUUUGGAUUGCUGCCCAUGGCGUUCAGAGGCCUCGGCCCAGAGGGGAAGGGGGGCUACAGGCAGUAGCUAUGGGAGCCCUAGGGUCUUCCCUACCUCAGGCAGGAAGGGCAGGAAGGAGAGCCUGGUGUGCAGGGUGGAAGUAGGGCUGCCUGGAGGGGCCAGUCCUGCCUGGCCAAACAGAUUUGUGCCCCACCCCCAUUCAGCCUAGGCAGCUGGGCUGCCAGGUCAGAAUGGCCUGGCCAGGAGCGCUUCAGGCCUCCCUCCCUCCUCUGCUCUACCCAUGGCCUGUCUCAUCCCUGGGGGUCCCGGCCUAGCAGCCCUGCCCCCCCACCCGCACCCGCUGGGCUCUCUGCUGUACAUAUUCAAAACUAGUUUUUAUUCCUUGUGAAGAUAUACUAUUUUUGUUAAGCGUGUCUGUAUUUAUGUGUGAGGAGCUGCUGGCUUGCUGUGCGUGUGCACAUGGAGAGCUGGUGCCCAGAGAUUGAACAGCCUGACGCUCCCUCCCUGCCCUGGUCCGAGGAAGCCAACCGGGGGUCCUGGCUCCUGAGGGGCACCUAUCCCUCCCCCAGCCCCCUCCCCACACUUGUCCCAGCUCUUUGAAAUAGUUUGUGUGAAGGUGAAAGUGGAGUAAUAAACUGUGUUGAGCAUUGAG